Molecule: messenger RNA, 375 nt
Organism: Prorocentrum cordatum
Lineage: Eukaryota; Dinophyceae; Prorocentrales; Prorocentraceae
Source: the annotation of a GenBank genome assembly
AUGAUGAGGAGGACAAGGAAGGAGCCGAUGGAAAGCAAGCGUUUGCAGCCCGCGUCUCGGGCAGCAUGCCGGCGGAGAGCGCUCAGGGAGACGUGUUUUUUCUUCCCCGCGGAGAAGCUUCUGUUCACGGUGCCCGAUCUCAAGCUCUUCCUGGCGAAGCACGUCGAGUCCGCGCCCAUCGCCGACCUGGAGGCGGCGGCGGCAGAGGCCAAGCAGAUGGCGGGGGCGAUCCUCGCGUUCAAUUGCCUGGAGAAGGUGUCGAAGGCCAGGAAGUCGGAGAAUAUGCAGCUGGUGAAGGACGCCAAGAAGAGCAUUAGCGCCAAGAAGUGCAUCCCAGCUGAGGCUGUGUUUGCGCUGCUCAAGGAUAACCCCUGA